Molecule: messenger RNA, 2468 nt
Organism: Nothoprocta perdicaria
Lineage: Eukaryota; Metazoa; Chordata; Aves; Tinamiformes; Tinamidae
Gene: PSMB2
Product: proteasome subunit beta 2
Exons: 7
Coding region: 48-653 (201 amino acids)
Biological process (GO): proteasomal protein catabolic process
Cellular component (GO): nucleus; proteasome core complex, beta-subunit complex; proteasome core complex
Molecular function (GO): peptidase activity
Source: RefSeq, a predicted model, not a curated record
GCGGUUCGCUGUGUCACGCACGGGCAGGCCCGGCGGCGCGGCCCGCCAUGGAGUAUCUCAUCGGCAUCCAGGGCCCCGACUACGUCCUGGUGGCCGCCGACUCGGUGGCGGCCACCAGCAUCCUGCAGAUGAAGCACGACCAUGACAAGAUGUUUAAAAUGAGUGAAAAGAUCUUACUCCUGUGUGUUGGGGAGGCUGGAGACACUGUACAGUUUGCAGAAUACAUCCAAAAGAACGUUCAACUCUACAAAAUGAGGAAUGGUUAUGAAUUAUCUCCUACUGCUGCUGCAAACUUUACACGCAGAAACCUAGCUGAUUAUCUACGGAGUCGAACCCCUUACCAUGUCAACCUGCUCUUGGCCGGCUACGAUGACCAUGAAGGUCCUACCCUUUAUUACAUGGAUUAUCUUGCGGCUCUGGCGAAAGCUCCUUUUGCAGCACAUGGAUACGGUGCAUUCCUUACCCUCACCAUCCUGGACCGCUAUUACAAGCCAGGUAUGACACGUGAGGAAGCUAUAGAGCUCCUAAAGAAAUGUCUAGAGGAGCUUCAGAAACGCUUCAUCCUGAAUCUGCCUUCUUUCAAUGUCCGGUUCAUUGACAAAGAUGGCAUCCAUGAAGUGGACAAUAUACCCCUUCCAAAAGUGGUAUCCUAACCCCUAAGGGUGUGUGAACUGGAUUAAGAGAUUGAGACUUGCUCAGUGUCACCAAAGAAACUUGUCUCCAGUGCUUUAACCGAUCCUGCUCCUUAAGACUGCCCUUAAAUCUAAUUUUGAACUCAAGCUCCAUCAGGCUUUGUAGUUUUUAAUUCUUUCCAGAGUGAAUUUAAUUAUCAGCUGUUUUUAUUGUAGUCAUGGCUGCAAUGGCUUUUAUUUAAAACCAGUGACAUAUAACAUUUUACUAAAAUGGAUCAUCUUUGAAAAACUCUUUCAACUCUUCAACUAUAAGAGAGGAAAUCCCAAGUAUUUCUUCUUGGCAGGCCUCAUUUAACAUAAGUAAAAUCUUAAGAAUCUCCUAGUUCUUCUGUAAUUGAAAUCUCACCCUUUCAUGUUGCAUUAAUGUAUUUUUUUGUUUAGUUUGAUAUGCAGCAUCUCUAAUUUAUUUUACCACUGAUCUUGAAUGUUUUUGCAGGUUUCUUGUCUCUCUUUUCAAAGUCAUUGCAGAGUGACUAAGUUGAUGUGAUAUUUUUGUCACUGCAUAUCAAAGCAGAAAUGUCGUCUUAUUGGAGAUACUCUUUGUUCCACAGACCCCAGAACUGGGAUGUGCUGCUAUUAGAUCAUGUUAGUUUGGCAGAGGAGCUGUCUGGAGUUUUUAUUGACAGCAAUUUGCAUGCAGGUGAUUAAUAAACAUAAAAUGGAUAUUCUAUUGCAAACACCCGUGUUGGAUUCAGGUUGGAGUGGAACAUAUGUUCUGCCCGAGGGCAAGAGCCAGGCUCCGAAUCUGCCAUUGACUGAAAGAUGGAAGGGGUUGCAUGAGAAACCAACAGAGCAGCAACGUCUAGAAAUGAAUAAAUACGGACGCUUAUUGUGAAGCAGAACAAAAGAACUGGUCCAAAACAUCAGGAUGUUCUUUCUAAGUAGUUUGUCUUUGGGGGACUUUUUCUACUAUUUACACUUUUUACAGAGAGAAAUAAUAUUCUCAGUGCAACUUUGUGCAUUGUUUUAAAGAUCCAUAGUACUGACGUUGAGAUUCACAGAAACUUAAAUUGUGAUUUCCUAAGUGUAGUAUAUGAUCUGUUUGAUAAGUGCUUGAGAUUUCCUAUUUCGGGUCCUUGGGGGGAAGAGGAACCUCUUAUUUACAGUAACUGCUUUAGUUUUAGCCUUGAAGCAUUUGGAAGCUGUGUUUUACCUAGAAUCCAAGAAUACCUUUUAAAAGCAUUCCUUUCCAAAAACAUCUACCUUCUCUUCUCUGUAAGCAUAAUUCCUGCAAAGAAUAGUUCUGUCUAAUACUACUUUUGGAUCUUCACGUAUCUACUUUAAAAGAGCAUGCUUUAACAAAGGUAAAGUAUUUGUGGUUAUUGUUUCAUCCACAGUGAGCUAUGCUGCUUUGCUCUGGCUGGUAAUGCUGACCAUAUGUUUUACUACCAAAGCCUCAGGGCCUAAAGAGUUAACAAGGCACUUUUUCUCCUUUCAGGUUUCCUGUUUAAAGAUGGUCUUUUCCUGAGCGCUGCGCGUGUGUAACAGAUCGUUGCACCAGCUCAUCUCCUCGAGCUCAGGGGUUGCUGUAAGAUCGGUUUACAAGGGAACAGAGCCCGUGAGCCUUAGGCCAUGUCGACAUUAGGAGCUUUGCUGAAAGAAGCAUCUCACAUAGGUGCAGCCCUCGGAGGCCUGGCCUAAACUACAAGAAGUGGCUUAUGCCGCUUGCACAAGCACUGGGCUUGUGUUGGUAAACCUUAGAAAUGCCUUUAUACAGGGAGAAGCUCUUUCCUUGGUGUUGACUUAUCUUUUUGUGCAAGAAAAGCUACAUUUCCU